GAGGUGGGGCUGCUACGGCUCCGCGCCCUGGGUGUUGUGUGAGGCGGUGGGUCCCGGCGAAACGGAGCCUGCGGGGUCAGAUUUCUGAUCUGAGUGCCGGCGCGCGUUUUGUCAGCCUACUCUGGACAAAAACUGCUGCACCUCUGAAGGCGAUAAAAAUGCCGAUUGGAUGCAAAGAGAGGCCAACGUUUUUUGAAAUUUUUAAGACGCGAUGCAACAAAGCAGAUUUAGGACCAAUAAGCCUUAAUUGGUUUGAAGAACUUUCUUCAGAAGCUCCACCCUAUAAUUCUGAACCUUCCGAAGAAUCAGAUUAUAAAAUCAGCAGUUAUGAAACAAACCCAUUUAAAACACCACAGAGGAAACCUUAUCAUCAGUUGGCUUCAACUCCAAUAAUAUUCAAAGAGCGAGGUCUAACUCUGCCACUGUACCAAUCUCCUUUAAAAGAAUUAGAUAAAUUCAGAUUAGAUUCAGGAAAGGACAUUGCCAGUGGUAAACAUAAAAGUUGUUGCACAACCAAGGCGAAAAUGAAUCAAGUGAAUGAUGUUACCAGCCCACCUCCAAAUUCUUCUCUUAGUGAAAGUCCUGUGGUUCUACGAUGUACACAUGUAACACCACAAAGAGAAAAGUCAGUGAUAUGUGGAAGUUUAUUUCAUACACCAAAGCUCAUGAAGGGUCAGACACCAAAACGUAUUUCCGAAAGUUUAGGAGCCGAGGUGGAUCCUGAUAUGUCUUGGUCAAGUUCUUUGGCCACACCACCAACACUUAGUUCUACUGUGCUCAUAGUCAGAGAUGAAGAAGCAUCUGCAACUGUAUUUCCUAAUGAUAGUACUGCUAUUUCGAAAAGCUAUUCUUCUAACCAUGAUGAAAGUCUGAAGAAAAAUAUUACGUUUAUCCCUUCUGGGCCAGACAGUGAAAACAAAAAUCAAACAGAAGCUAAAACUCAUGGAUUGGAGAAAAUGUUAGAGGAUUCAUUUGGUAAAGUAAAUAGCUGCAAAGACCAUUUUGAAAAGUCGAUGCCAAAUGUCCUAGAAGAUGAAGUAUGUGAAACAGUUGCAGAUAUCUCUGAAGAAGAUAGUUUUCCAGUAUGUGUUUCUAAAUAUAAAACAAGAAAUCUACAAAAAAUAAAAACUGGCAAGACUAGGAAAAAUAUUUUCAAUGAAACAAAAACCGAUGAAUAUGAAGAAGUUAAAAUACAAAUGACAGAAAAUAAACAUUCGUUUGUAUCUGAAAUGGAGCCAAAUGACAGUGAUCCAUUAGAUUCAAAUGUAAUAAAUCAGAAGCCCCUUGGGAAUGGAACUGACAAAAUCUCCAGGGAAAUUGUACCAUCUUCAGUGUCUGAAUGGUCUCAGCUAACCCUCUCGGGUCUAAAUGGAAGCCAGAUGGAGAAAACAUCCCUACUGUAUAUUUCUUCUUGUGACCAAAAUAAUUCAGAAGAAGACAUCAUAGGUACAGAGAAAGAACGUACCAACUUCAUUACUUUAGAAAAUUCUUUGCUGCAUAUUUCAAGCAUAUCCAAAACAGUGAAGAUAUUAAAUGAGGAAACAGUGGUAAAAAAGAGAGAUGAAGGGCAGUGUCUUGAGUCUCAUGAAGAUUCCACUGUUGUGGGAAAGCAAGCACUAUCUGAUUCUUCUCUAAUAGCUUCUCCACUUCAGGGUAUCAAGAAGUCUGUAUUCAGGAUAAAAGAAUCACCUGAAAAGACUUUCAGAGCAGAUUUCUCAAGUAAUAUGACUGAUGCAAACUUUAAAAAAGAACCAGAAGCCUCUAAAAGUGGAUUGGAAGUACAAACUGUUUGCUCACAGAAAGAGGAUUCUUUACAUACAAGUUCAGUUGAUGAUGGCAGCUGGCCAGCCACUACCAAACAUUCUUCUGUAGCUUUGAAGAAUGCAGGUUUAAUAGCCAGUUUGAAAAAGAAAACAAAAAAGUUCAUUUAUGCUAUAUGUGAUGAAACAUCUUAUCAAGGACUGAAAAUGCAGAAAGACCAAGAAUCAGAACUAACUAACUCUUCAGUGCAAUUUGAAGCCAAGCCUUUGGAAGCACCACAUACAUUUAUAAAUGUUGAUUCAGGUUUAUUGCAUUCUUCUGUUAAAAAAAACUGUUUACAGAAUGAUUCUGAAGAACCAGCUUUGUCUGUAACCAGCUCUUUGGGGACAAUUAUGAGAAAAUGUUCUAAUAAUGAAAGCAGUUCUAAUAAUAAUAAAACAAUAUCUCAGGAUCUUGAUUAUAAAGAAGCAAAAAUUAAUAAGGAAAAACUGCAGUCAUUUAUAACCACAGAAACUGGUUAUGUGUCAUGCUUGCAGGAAAAGCACUGUGAAGAUGAUCCAAAAAGCCAGAGAGUUUCAGAUGUAAAGGAAAAAGUAUUGCCUGCAGUAUUUCACCCUGCAUUGCCACAUUCAGAGGAAUGUAGUGAUAUUCUCUUCCAAUCCCAGGAAAGCUUUUUACAUGGCCAUGGCUCCAAGGAUCUUCUGUCAAAUCCAGUUGUGAUUUCUAGAGGAAAAGAAUCAUAUAGAAUGUCAGAGAAAAUAAAAUCUGAGAAUUGUGAAGCUGGUUUUGAAUUAACCAAAAGUAUUUCCAUGGAAAAGAAUCAAGAAACAUGUGUUGUAAACGAAAAUUCUAAAAACGCUGAGCUGUUGUCACCUGAAAAAUACAUAACAGAAGCAUCACCUUCUAUGAAGGUACAAUUCAACCAAAAUACAAAUCUCACAGUAAUCCAAAAAGACCAAGAAGAAACUACUUUAAUUUCAAAAAUAACUGUCACUCCAAAUUCUGAAGAACUUUUCCCAGACAAAGAGAAUAAUUUUGUCAUUCAAACAACUACUGAAAGGAAUAUUCCUGUUUUAGGAAACAUUAAGGAAGUUCAUGAGGCAGACCUCAGUUGUUUAAGAGAACCUGUUCCCAAGAACUCUGCCAUAGUAGCAUGUACAGACAUAGAUGACGGACAAGCAGCCAAAGUGUCGAUUACAAAAGAUUUUGGUUCAUCAGAUGUAGUCCGUGAUCUUGCAGAGAAGAAUAGAAAUAGUGUAAAGCAACCACCAAAAAUGACUCUGGGUCAAGAUUCAAAGUCAUAUGUCUCGUUGGAUAUAGAUAUGAAAUCAAACAGAAAUAAUGAUUGCAUGGACAAAUGGGCAGGACUCUCAGAUUCGAUUUCAAGUCACAAUUUUGGAAGUGGCUUCAGAACAGCUUCUAAUAAAGAAAUAAAGCUCUCUGAACACAACAUUAAGAAAAGUAAAAUGCUCUUCAAAGAUAUUGAAGAACAUUAUCCUACUAGCUUAGCCUGUGUUGAAAUUGUAAAUACCGUAUCAUUAGAAAAUCAAAAGAAAGGAAGCAGACCUCGUGAACUUGAUUCACAGUCAGUUAAUACUGUAUCUGGGUAUGUGCAGAGUAGUGCAGUUGUUUCUGAUAGUGGAAAUAGUCACACAACUCCUCCAGUUUUAUCUUUAAAACGAGACUUUAAUUCAAACCAUAAUUUAACACCUAGCCAAAAGGCAGAAAUUACAGAACUUUCUACUAUAUUGGAAGAAUCAGGAAGUCAGUUUGAAUUUACACAGUUUAGAAAACCAAGCCACAUGUUACAGAGUAAUCCAUUUGAAAUGCCUGAAAACCAGAUAACUGUCUUGAAUACCAUUUCUGAGGAAUGUAAAGAUGUUGAUCUUCAUCUCACAAUUAAUGCCCCAUCUCUCAGUCAGGUAGGUAGCAGCAAGAAAUGUAAAGGUAUAGUUGGAGAUAAGCAAAAGUUGGCUUGCUUGUCAACAACAAACUGUAACAAAAGUGCUUCUGGUUAUUUAACAGAUAAAAAUGAAGUGGAGUUUAGGGGCUUUUAUUCUGCCCGUGGCACAAAACUGAAUGUUUCUAGUGAAGCAUUGCAGAAAGCCAUGAAACUGUUCGGUGACAUUGAGAAUGUUAGUGAGGAAACUCCUGCAGAAGUAGAUCCAGGAAGUUUCUCUUCAAGUCAGUGUAACGAUUCUGAUGCUUCGAUGUUUAAGGUAGAAAAUUACAGCAAUGAUAAAAAUUUAAGUGAGAAAAAUAAUGAAUGCCAACUAAUACUACAAAAUAACAUUGAAAUGACUACUGGCAUUUUUGUCAAAGAAUAUACUGAAGACUACAGGAGAAAUACUGAAAAUGAUGAUAAUUGUACUGGUUUUGUUUGUAACUUAGAAUCUGAUGGCAAUGCUUCAAAUAAAAAUGAUACGGUUUAUAUUCAUAAAGAUGAAAAUGGCUUGCCAUGUAUUGAUCAACAAAACAUACAUCCAAAAUUAUCUAGCCAGUUUAUGAAGGAGGGAUACGUUCAAAUUAAAGGUUUGUCAGAUUUAACUUGUUUGGAAGUUGUGAAAGCUGAAGAAACAUUUAAUGUUAACAUGUCAAAUAAAAAAGAGUCAACCGCUAACAAGAUGAGGCAAAAUAAAAAAGAUUUUGAUGUUUUUGAUUUGUCCUUUCAGACUGCAAGUGGGAAAAACAUCAGAGUCUCUAAAGAGUCUUUAAAUAAAGUUGUAAAUUUCUUUGAUGAAAAAUCUGCAGAAGAACUGAAUAACUUUUCAGAUUCCUCAAAUUCUGAAUUACUUUCUGGCGUAAAUAUCAACAAAAUAGACAUUUCAAGUCAUGAGGAAACAGAUAUGGUCAAAAACAAAAUAUUGAAAGGAGGUGACCCAGUUGGUAUUAAAAAUCAAGUACUGACUCUCCAGCAGAGACCUGAAUGUGAAAUCAAAAAGAUCACAGAACCAACCAUGUUGGGUUUUCAUACAGCUAGUGGGAAAAAAGUAAAAAUUGCCAAGGAAUCUUUGGACAAAGUGAAAAAUCUUUUUGAUGAAAAAAAGCAAGAUAAUAGUGAAAUCACUAAUUUCAGCCAUCAUGGGGCAAAGAUGCUAAAGGACAGAGAGGUAUGUAAAGAAGGGCUUGAAUUAGCAUGUGAGACAGUUGAAAUAACUGCCCCAAAGCAUGAAGAAAUGCAGUAUUCUCUAGAGAAGAAAAAGCUUGUUUCUAAGGAGACAGGCAUGCCACCCAGGCUGUUAAGUGAUCAUUUAUACAGACAAACUGAAAAUCUCAAGAUAUCAAAUAGUAUCUCUCUGAAAGUUAAAGUACAUGAAAAUAUAGAAGAAACAAGAAAAAGUCCUAUAACUUGUUAUACAGAUCAGUCCACUUGUUCAGCCAUUGAAAAUUCAGCUUUAGCCUUUUACACAGGACGUGGUAGAAAAAUUUCUGUGAGUCAGGCUUCACUAUUUGAAGCCAAAAAAUGGAUUAGAGAAGGAGAAUUGAAUAAUCAACUAGAAAAAAUAAAUUCUGCCAAGAUUAUAUGUUUAAAGGAAUAUCCUGGAGAUUGUGUAGGAAAUCCUUCAUGUGGAAAUAGUUCAAACAGUAUCAUAACUGAAAAUGACAAAAAUCUCUCUGAAAAACAAGAUUCAACUUCCUUAAGUAACAGCAUGUCUAACAACUAUUCAUAUCAUUCUGAUUUUUCUCAUUCCAAUGAGUUAUUUAAUAAGUCAGAGUAUCUCUCAAAAAAUAAAAGUCAUAAUUCUGAUAUUGAGUCAGUAGUGAGGAAUGUCAAAGAUAGGAAAAACACUAGUUUUUCUGAAGUAAUAUCCACUGUAAGAGAAGCAAACAUAAACCCACAAGCUGUAGACAAAGAUAGUUGUGUUCAGAAACUUGUGACUAACUCUUCACCAUGCAAAAAUAAAAACACAGCUGUUGAAGUGGCCAUAUCUGAUUCGAAUAAUUUUGAGACAGAGCAACCUGCAUUCAGUUUAGCAAGUGAUAAGAUAGCCUUUGUUUCUCAUGAAACAAAAGUGAGAGAGAGGUUUACAGACAACUGCAGUAACGUAACUAAGCAAAACACUGAGAGUGAAUCAGGCACUGGCCGAACAAAAAUUGUGACAGGUUCUCAUAAGGCAUUGGGUGAUUCAGAGGAUAUUAUUUUUCCUAACUCUCCAGAUAGUGAAGAACAUAGUAUGCAUUCACACGAGGUUUUUCCUAACAUUCAAAGUGAACACAUUUUACAACAUGACCAAAGUAUAUCUGGAUUGGAGAAAGUGUCUGAAACACCACUUUGUCAUAUUAAUUUGAAAACUUCUGAUAAAUGUAAAUUUAACAUGGGAAAAUGUCCCAAGUCAGUCUCUUCUAUAAAUGUUUGUGGGAUUUUUAGCACAGCAAGUGGAAAAUCUGUACAAGUAUCAGAUGCUGCAUUACAAAAGGCAAGACAGGUAUUUUCUAAGACAGAAGAUAGUGCUAAGCAUCUCUUUUCCAAAGUAUCAUUUAAAAGUAAUGAAGAACAUUCAAACAAGUUUGCAAGAGAAGAAAAUACUGUGAUGCAUACCCCCCAAAAUUUACUGUCAUCUGCUUUCUCUGGAUUUAGUACAGCAAGUGGAAAACAUGUUCUAGUUUCUGAGAGUGCCUUUUGCAAAGUUACGGGAAUGUUCGAGGAAUUUGAUUUAAUUGGAACUGAAUGUAGUCUUCAGCAUUCAUCUCCAUCUAGACAAGAUGUAUCAAAGAUACUUCCUCUUUCUUGUAUUGAUAAGAGAACCUCAGAACACUCUGUAAGCUCCAAAAUGGGAAAAGCCUAUAAUAAGGAAUUUAAAUUAUCAAACAACUAUAACAUUGAAAGUGGUUCUUCAGAAAAUCAUGCUAUUAAAGCUUCUCCAUAUCUCUCUCAGUUUAAGCAAGACAAACAACAGUUGAUGUCAGGAACCAAUGUAUCACACGUUGAGAACAUUUGUCUUUUGGGUAAAGAACAAGCUUUACCUAAAAAUAUAAAAAUGGAAAUUGGGAAAACUGAAACUUUUCCUGAUCUUCCUAUGAAAACAAAUACAGAAGUUUGUUCUCCUAACUCCAAAGAUCCAGAAAACUAUUUUGAAACAGAAGCAGUAGAGAUUGCCAAAGCCUUUAUGGAAGAUGAUGAGCUGACAGAUUCUGAACUUCUAAGCCACGCCAAACACUCUAUUUUUACAUGCCAAAAAAACGAAGCGGUUUUGAUAAAUUCAGGAAUUGGAAAAAGAGGAGGAGAUGUACUUGUCACAGUUGGAGAACCCCCAAUCAAAAGAAACUUGUUGAAUGAAUUUGACAGGAUAAUAGAAAAUCAAGAAAAAUACUUAAAGGCUUCAAAAAGCACUCCAGAUGGCACAAUGAAAGAUAGAAGAUUGUUUAUGCAUCACAUUUCUUUAGAGCCAGUUACCUGUGGACCUUCUUGCACAAGUACGGAAAGGCGAGAAACGCAGAAUCCAAAUUUCACUGCAUCUGGUCAAGAAUUUCUAUCUAAAUCUCAUUUUUCUGAACACCUGACUUUGGAAAAGUCUUCAAGCACUUUAUCAGUUUCAGGGCAGCCACUUUGUAAGGUUCCUGCCCCAAGAAAUGAAAAAAGGAGACACUCGGUAACUACAGGCAAACCAAUGAAAGUCUUUGUCCCACCUUUUAAAACUAAAUCGCAUGUUCACAGAGAUGAACAGUGUGUUAACAGGAAUACUAAUUUUGAGGAAAACAAACAGAAACAAAAAAACAUAGAUGAACAUGGCUCUGGUGAUCGUGAAAAUAAUGUUAACGACAGUGAAAUUCAUCAAACAACAACUGUGCUUUUCACAAAGGGUGAAGAAGAACCUUUAGAUUUAAUUGCAAAUCUUCAGACUGCCAGAGAUAUACAGGAUAUGCGAAUUAAAAUGAAACAAAGGCAACGUAUUUUUCCACAGCCAGGUAGUCUGUAUCUUGCAAAAACAUCCACUAUGCCUAGAAUCUCUCUGAAAGUAGCAGUAGAAGGCCGAGUCCCCACUGCAUGUUCUCAUAAACAGCUAUAUAGGUACGGUGUUUCUAAACAUUGUGUAAAAAUUAACAGCAAAAAUGCAGAGUCUUUUCAGUUUCACACUCAGGAUUAUUUUGGUAAGGAAAGUUUAUGGGCUGGAAAGGGAAUACAGUUGGCUGAUGGUGGAUGGCUCAUACCCUCCAAUGAUGGAAAGGCUGGAAAAGAAGAAUUUUAUAGAGCUCUGUGUGACACCCCAGGUGUGGAUCCAAAGCUUAUUUCUAGAGUUUGGGUCUAUAAUCAUUAUAGAUGGAUUAUAUGGAAACUGGCAGCUAUGGAAUUUGCCUUUCCUAAAGAAUUUGCUAAUAGAUGCCUAAGCCCAGAAAGGGUACUUCUUCAACUCAAAUACAGAUAUGAUAUGGAAAUUGAUAGAAGCAGAAGAUCAGCUAUAAAAAAGAUCAUGGAAAGGGAUGACACUGCUGCAAAAACGCUUGUUCUCUGUGUUUCUGAAAUAAUUUCAUUAAGCACAAAUGUAUCUGAAACUUCUAGCAGUAAAACUAAUAGUAUGGAUACCACAAAAGUGGGCGUUGUCGAACUUACAGAUGGAUGGUAUGCUAUUAAGGCCCAGGUGGAUCCUCCCCUCUUAGCUCUCUUAAAGAACAGUAGACUAACUGUGGGUCAGAAGAUCAUAAUUCACGGAGCAGAGCUGGUGGGCUCUCCUGAUGCCUGUACUCCUCUUGAAGCCCCAGAAUCUCUUAUGUUAAAGAUUUCUGCUAACAGCACUCGGCCUGCUUGCUGGUAUGCCAAACUCGGAUUCUUUUCCAAUCCUAGACCUUUUCCUCUUCCCUUGUCAUCACUUUUCAGCGAUGGAGGAAAUGUUGGUUGUGUUGAUAUAAUUAUUCAAAGAGCAUACCCUAUACAGUGGAUGGAGAAGACAUCAUCUGGAUUAUACAUAUUUCGCAAUGAAAGAGAAGAAGAAAAGGAAGCAACAAAAUAUGCAGAAGCCCAGCAAAAGAAACUGGAAGCCCUAUUCACUAAAAUUCAAGCAGAAUUUGAAGAGCAUGAAGAAAAUAUAACAGAACGAUGUAUACCAUCACGUGCACUAACAAGACAGCAAGUCCGUGCUUUGCAAGAUGGUGCAGAACUUUAUGAAGCUGUGAAGGAUUCACCAGACCCAAGUUACCUUGAGGGUUAUUUUAGUGAAGAGCAGUUAAGAGCCUUGAAUAAUCACAGACGGACGUUGAAUGAUAAGAAGCAAGCCCAGAUCCAUGUGGAACUCAGGAAGGCUAUGGAGUCUGCUGAGCAACGGGAACAGAUUUUACCAAGAGACGUUACACCUGUGUGGAAGCUGCGUAUCAUGAGCUGUAAGAGAAAGGAAAAAGAUUCAGUUGUGUUGAGUAUCUGGCGUCCAUCAUCAGAUUUAUAUUCUCUCUUAACAGAGGGAAAGAGAUACAGAAUCUAUCAUCUUGCAGCAUCAAAAUCUAAAAGUAAAUCCGAAAGAGCUAACAUACAGUUAACAGCAACAAAAAAAACGCAGUAUCAACAACUACCGGCUUCAGAUGAAAUUCUAUUACAAGUUUAUCAGCCAAGGGAGCCGCUUCACUUCAACAAAUUAUUGGAUCCAGACUUCCAGCCACCUUGUUCUGAGGUGGACCUAAUAGGAUUUGUAGUUUCUGUUGUGAAAAAAAUAGGUCUUGCUCCUUUGGUCUAUUUGUCAGAUGAAUGCCAUAAUUUAUUGGCAAUAAAGUUUUGGAUAGAUCUUAAUGCAGACAUUAUUAAACCUCACAUGUUAAUUGCUGCAAGCAACCUCCAGUGGCGACCAGAGUCCAAAUCAGGAAUCCCUACUUUAUUUGCUGGAGAUUUUUCCAUGUUUUCUGCCAGUCCAAAGGAGGGCCAUUUUCAAGAAAUGUUCCACAAAAUGAAAAAUACUAUUGAGAAUAUGGAUAUAUUUUGCAAUGAUGCAGAAAACAAGCUUAUUCGUAUACUUAAUACAAAUAAUCCCAAGUGGUCCACCCCAACUAAAGACUAUACUUCAGCACCACACACUGCUCAAACAGUCCUUGAUACAGGAAAUAAGUUUCUGGUGUCUUCUCCCAGUAGUGAGAUGAAUUAUCAAAGUCCGUUAUCACUUUGUAAGCUAAAAGGGAAGUCUGUCUCCACACCUGCAGCAGCCCAAAUGACUUCAAAGUCUUGUUGCAAAGGGGAGAAAGAGACUGAUGACCCAAAAAACUGCAAAAAGAGAAGAGCCUUGGAUUUCUUGAGCAGAUUGCCUGUACCUCCACCUGUUAGUCCCAUUUGUACAUUUGUUUCUCCAGCUGCACAGAAGGCAUUUCAGCCACCACGGAGUUGUGGCACCAAAUAUGAAACACCUAUGAAGAAAAAAGAAUUGAAUUCUCCUCAGAUGACUCCACUUAAAAAAUUUAAUGACAUCUCUCUUUUGGAAGGUGAUUCAAUAGCUGAUGAAGAACUUGCCCUGAUAAAUACCCAAGCCCUUUUGUCUGGUUCAGCAGGAGAAAAUCAACUUACAUCUAUCAGUGAGUCCACUAGGACUGCUCCCACUAGUCCAAAAGAUCAUCUCGGACUGAAAAGGCCUUACACUGCAUCUGUGAUCAAAGAACAAGGGAAUUCCCCAGCCAGGACUGAAGAACAGAAGACUAAUAUGCAGGACACAAGUACAAUAAAAAAAUACAUCCAAGAGACUGCAAAGGCGACAAAAACCAAAAUGAUGAUAAAUUAGGUAUUGAUAACAACCUUUCCAGUUUGUAAAACAUAUACAACUUCAAACUCUACAUCAGAAUUUGCAUAAUGAGAAAAAGGAAAAAGUUCAAAAUUUAUCUCUGUGCUUGUAUAUCACAGCAAUGCUCUUUGCCUGCUUCUAUAUUGGUAUACUCUUAUUUCAAUUAUAUAUCUUAAAACUGUGACUGUAUAUUAAUUAAUCAAGAAAAAAAAUCUCCUUUAAAUCUUUAUGACUAGAUUUGGUCACUAUAAGUAUUAUUUUACAAACGAAGUAAACAUACCUGUUUCUUUUAGAUUGUGUCCUUAUAAUUAAAAAAAACUACGUUUCCAAAGUGCAGUUCUUUUGACUCAUAUAAUUCCCCUUGGUUUAGUUCCUAUUUUAGGUUUGUUUUUAAGAGGUAACCCACUAUGAACCAGUUUUCCUUAAUGCACAUGUUGGUUCUAAUACAGUUUUAUCCUGAUCAUAAAAGUCAGGAUGAGUAAGAUAUUACAGUGGUGUUUUCUUUUGACCAAUUCUUUAUCCUUAAGUCAGCGUGACUACAAGAAUAAUAGAACCCUCAAUGUACUUCCCUUUUAUGAUUCCAAUGUGAUCUGUAAAAUUAAAUUAU
This is a messenger RNA of Physeter macrocephalus (sperm whale), 11055 nucleotides long. RefSeq names its product BRCA2 DNA repair associated (gene BRCA2). The record is from RefSeq and is a predicted model, not a curated record. Gene Ontology annotation, biological process: regulation of DNA-templated transcription; double-strand break repair via homologous recombination. Gene Ontology annotation, cellular component: nucleus. Bases 159 to 10448 code for a protein of 3429 amino acids. NCBI's taxonomy places the organism in Eukaryota, Metazoa, Chordata, Mammalia, Artiodactyla, Physeteridae. The transcript has 27 exons.